Molecule: messenger RNA, 1953 nt
Organism: Quercus robur (English oak)
Lineage: Eukaryota; Viridiplantae; Streptophyta; Magnoliopsida; Fagales; Fagaceae
Exons: 7
Coding region: 543-1592 (349 amino acids)
Biological process (GO): spliceosomal snRNP assembly
Cellular component (GO): SMN complex
Molecular function (GO): RNA binding; protein binding
Source: RefSeq, a predicted model, not a curated record
AAGCCAAACGUUUUCUUUCACGCUUAUAAAAACCAGGCCUCUUCCGUAAUAGCCUCUCUGCUCUUCAGCCCAAACACUAUACCGACGAUACAUAGCUCUGACUCUGUCUCUUCCUAAUUUCAUUUUAUUUUAGUUUUCCCUAUUUUACUUUCAUUUCCCAUACACCAUUUGAUUGAUAUGCUAUAGGAACUAAAAUUUCCUUCCAAAAAAAAAAAAAAAAAAAACACAUUUAUCAAAUCGUUUACUCAUAUAAUUCCUCACUAUCACUGUGUAAAAAAAAAAAAAAAACCCAAAAAAUUAAUAAAUAAAUAAAUAAAAGAAAAUAAAGAAAACCCUUUUCUUCAAAUUUCAAUACAGCUUUUGACAAAUUUUUGUGUAGCUAAGCUGUGAAUUUGUGAUUCUCGUUUUCUUUUGAGUUCUUGAAUUGGAACCCAUUGUUUUUAUUAGCAAGAAGAUUGUGUUUUUCUAUUUUCUUUUGUGGGUUAGAAUAUUCUGUAACGUUUCUGGGAUUGUUGAACUUUGUUUCUGAGACACUAAAAGAGAUGGAGAAGAAGAAGGUGGCGGUACCGCUUGUGUGCCAUGGCCAUUCACGACCUGUCGUCGACUUGUUCUACAGUCCGAUCACUCCGGAUGGGUUCUUUCUCAUCAGUGCCAGCAAAGAUGGUAGUCCAAUGUUGAGAAAUGGGGAGACUGGGGAUUGGAUUGGAACCUUUGAAGGACAUAAAGGUGCAGUGUGGAGCUGCUGCCUGGAUACUAAUGGUCUACGAGCUGCAUCUGGCUCUGCAGAUUUUACAGCGAAAUUAUGGGAUGCAUUGACCGGGGAUGUAUUGCAUUCUUUUGAACACAAGCACAUUGUUCGGGCAUGUGCAUUUUCAGAGGAUACACACCUUCUACUCACUGGUGGAUUUGAGAAGACACUGCGUAUUUUUGAUUUGAAUCGUCCUGAUGCACCACCGAGAGAAGUUGAUGAUUCUCCUGGUUCAGUUAGAACCGUUGCAUGGCUUCAUAGUGACCAGACAAUAUUAAGUUCUUGUACUGAUAGUGGUGGUGUCCGGUUAUGGGAUGUAAGAAGUGACAAAAUAGUUCAAUUACUUGAGACCAAGUCACCCGUAACUAGCGUUGAAGUGAGUCGGGAUGGCCGCUAUAUAACUACCGCUGAUGGGUCGACUGUUAGGUUUUGGGAUGCAAAUCAUUUUGGAUUAGUUAAGAGCUACAACAUGCCAUUCAAUGUGGAAUCAGCUUCAUUGGAACCAAAGCUUAGCAACAAAUUCAUUGCUGGAGGAGAAGACAUGUGGAUUCAUAUGUUUGAUUUUCAUACAGGAGAGGAGAUUGGAUGCAACAAGGGUCAUCAUGGUCCUGUCCAUUGUGUUCGCUUCUCACCUGGAGGGGAAUCUUAUGCUUCUGGAUCUGAAGAUGGAACCAUUAGAAUAUGGCAAACAGGCCCUGCAAAUCAUGAUGAGAAUGAUGCACUUCCUGGGAAUGGCCCGGCUGGGAAAGUGAAGGUUGGGGAUGAUGAGGUUACUAGUAAAAUUGAAGGCUUUCAUAUUAACGACAAAGGGAAGAAUGAAGAGGAAAAGGCGAUUGAUAUCUGACUUAGCCUCAAGAUUGUCUGGAGCAUUUACCAUGUGUUACAGCAUUUUGCCAUGAUUCUAUAUGCAUUUCAGUUUUUGGUUCUUGAUCAAUGUACACUGCAUGUCAUUUCCAUUGUAAGCUACAUGUGGUUUCCAUGUAAAGUAUAUGUUGUUUUCCUGUUUGGUCAGUUCCAUUUCAGUUUUGGUCAUUGUGAACCUUAAAUCAAUUUUUGUGUAAAACGUGCAUGUUUUCGCCUUUUGAAUACGUGAUACAUGCAGGUCCCUUUUUUUGAACUACUUGUCAAUCUUAUCUGGUUGGUGAUUAUAAACCGCCUAUUGGAAGAAGUGUGGCUUAUAAAGGAGGGGUGUACUGAUUGCUAUA